CUCCCGUGUUUACAACCUCUCGUUCUCGCGGUGAUGAGCUCGUGGACCAAAACAAAAGUUCCCUCGUAGCAUCGUGAUAUCUACUAGUUUCAUGGGGUUUUGUGCUUUUUCUCUGCUUUUAUAAAUGUAUAAACUCUGCAGCGUGGAGAAAGGUGGUCCAGAGAGGCAUCGGACGAACCAGAACGAAGGUAGGUGAUGUCCUCGAGCCCCCACAGACUCGGCCAUCCACACUGCAGGAAGAAGCACUAUCCUAGCAGCACCUACCUCACCCACGUCUGACAGCCCCCCCCUCCCCCACUGGACACAGGGACCCCCUCAACACCAGGUGGACUGCUUACCCAAAGCCAUGUCUGAUUCAGCUGGAGGUGAGGGUGGAGGGGCGGCAGGUGCAGGGCAGGACUCUGAAGCAGACGGCGAGCCCCCUCAUCCAGUCCCAUUAGACUCUGGAGAAGUGGGGGGGGCCUCGGAGGAAGGGGUCCCACCCUGUGCCAAACGGUCCAGGAUGAGCGACGAGGAGCCGGAGCAGGAGGUGGAACCUGAAAAGGCACCCGAAGAAACACCAACAGAGGAAAACCCCACGCCACCUGCACAAACUCGGUUUGGACUUCACCCAGAACCCCACCAUGCUGACCGGCUCCUGGAACGAGUACUCCAGCUUCCCAGAGAAUUACCUAAAAGGCUGCAAAUGGGCCCCCGACGGUUCCUGCGUCCUGACCAACAGUGCGGACAACGUGCUCCGUGUGUACAACCUGGCCCCUGAGAUCUACAGCUACAACUGGGACGUUCUUCCUGAGAUGAGUCCAGUUCUGAGGAUGGCUGAAGGCGACACCAUCUACGACUACUGCUGGUACCCGAAGAUGAACUCGUUGGAGCCGGACACGUGUUUUCUGGCCAGCAGCAGCCGCGACAACCCCGUGCACGUGUGGGACGCGUUUUACGGUGAAGUGCGGGCCAGCUUUCGACCCUACAACCACCUGGACGAGCUGACGGCGGCUCAUUCGCUCUGCUUUUCGCCGGACGGAGCGCAGCUGUACUGCGGCUUCGAGAAAAUGGUUCGGGUCUUCUACACGGAGCGGCCCGGGAGGGACUGUGAGGAGCGGCCCACUCUAGUGAAGAAACAAGGCCAGAUCGGCAUCAUCUCCUGCCUCAGCUUCAGCCCGUGUCAGGCUGUUUACGCCUGCGGCUCGUACUCCCGGUGCGCCGGCCUCUACUCCUGUCAGGACGGCACCCUGCUGGCCCUGCUGCCCACCCGCCACCACGGAGGCCUCACCCAUCUGCUCUUCUCCCCCGAUGGCAACUACCUGUACACCGGCGGGCGCAAGGAUCCGGAGAUUCUGUGCUGGGACCUGAGAGAACCGGGAAAAGUCGUGUUUUCUCUCCAGAGGAACGUGGCCACCAACCAACGGAUCUACUUCGACCUGGACCAGUGCGGCCGGUACCUGCUGAGCGGAGACACGGAGGGGGCGGUGUCGGUUUGGGACACUCGGACGGCGCCCCCUGAUGGUAACGAAGAUCUCCUGCAGCCUGAGCUCCGGUUCCGGGCCCACUGGGACUGCACCAACGGCAUCAGCAUUCAUCCCUUUAUGCCUCUGUUGGCGACAUCCAGCGGCCAGCGGCAGUUCCCGGGGCCCGGUGACAGCGGGGGCGACUCUGCCUCCGACACCGAGGUAGACGGAGCGGAAACGCAAAAGCAGGAGACCCGGCAGGACAACACUCUGUCUCUGUGGUGGGCCGGACCACUCGGGCCUCCUGCUGAGGGGGACCAGGACCAGAACACGGCAGCGGUGGAGGGGUGAAGCUCUCGCAUUACAGCCAAGGAACGCAGAUUUAGGAACGACUGAUCUGCGAAGGCUGUUUUGGGACUUUUGCGUUUGUAAAAAGCUAAUUUGGGUUAUUGAAUGUUUUCUUUUUAGCAUUGUUUAAAAAAUUAUGUUUUUCUUGAGACAACUAUAAGAUUGUAAUAAACUGUAA
Molecule: messenger RNA, 1971 nt
Organism: Nematolebias whitei (Rio pearlfish)
Lineage: Eukaryota; Metazoa; Chordata; Actinopteri; Cyprinodontiformes; Rivulidae
Gene: wrap53
Product: WD repeat containing, antisense to TP53
Biological process (GO): Cajal body organization
Cellular component (GO): Cajal body
Molecular function (GO): RNA binding; protein binding
Source: RefSeq, a predicted model, not a curated record